CAGUAUAAUAUCCACUAUUAUAUACACAACUUCAGUCCUGGCUGUUCCAUGAAAUACUACAGAGGAUAGGGCUAGAGCAAGCCUGUAGUCAACCCAACUCUGGAAACGCGCUGUGGGGCAUCAGAUUACCGAUGACAUUCUAGCACUGCUAAUAACCAGCGGCUCAAAACAAGCAUUUUUCUCCACUGACAGUUUCACAGCCACUGAAAAUGGAGUCUGUUGUUUGCUCCUCAAACGACAUCAUCAGGCCCCACAACGCCCGCCGCCGUCAGCGCCAAACGGUGUUUAUCGGACAUUCGGAUAUAAGCGAGUAAAGCCGUGUCAGCAGUCGACAGUGUCAAGAUGGGAAGUAAUUGGCUGAAGGAGUAUCUUCUCCAUUGCAUCACAUUUGGUGUGACGGUAUAAUCUACGUCAAGUGCCGGCUUUUGGCUACUAGAAGCCGUAUGGUCGGGAAGAACUCAAGAAAUAUAAAUAUGUCCACGACCCCGGGAGAUAAAACUCAAACGAAACAACCUCAACCCUUUGACAUCAACCCAGUAGCAACCCCGAACAUCCCAACGAAAAUGGUCAAAACACUCCCCUUCGCCAACCUCGAAGUUCCCACGCCAGGCUUUGGGGCGAUGGGUCUAAGCUUCGGCCUGGGUAGCAACCUGUCGCUAGAGGAAGCCGAGCCCGUGCUGCUGAAAGCCAUCGAACUGGGAUGUACAUUCUGGGACACAGCCGUCGUCUAUCAAGCAGGCGUGAACGAGAAGCUCCUGGGCGACUUUAUCAGGAAACACAACGUCCGCGACAAAGUCUUCAUCGCCUCCAAAUGCGGCUUCAAUGUCUUCGGCGGCGGCGGCGUCACCAAUUCCGCCGCGCACAUCAAGGAAUACAUCGAGGGCACCAUUGAGCGACUGGGCUUCGCCCCGGACCUGUACUACUUGCAUCGGAUAGAUCCCAACACCCCGCUAGAGGAGUCCAUCCCGGCGCUGGAUGAGAUCCGCCGAGCCGGCAAGACCAAGUACAUCGGUCUGUCCGAGUGUUCGGCCGCGACGCUCCGCAAAGCCAACUCCAUCGCCAAAAUCGACGCCAUUCAAGCCGAGUACUCUGCCUUCGAAACACUGCACGAGACAGACGGGCUCAUCGACACGUGUCGAGAGCUCAACGUAGCCUAUGUGGCGUACAGCCCGCUGGGCCACGGGUGGCUCGUGGAUGACUUCCCAUUCAAGACGCCGGACGACUUUGUGGAGGGUGACUUCCGCCGCACGAGCCCCAAGUUCCAGGGUGAGAACUUCUACAAGAACCGGGCUAUUGUGGAGGAGAUCAAGAAGCUUGCUGCGCGGAGGGGUUGCUCGAUUAGUCAAAUCGCGCUUGCGUGGGUUGCUGCGCAGGGGUUCAUUGCUAUCCCGGGUACGACGAAGGCGACUCGGUUGGAGCAGAAUUGGGCUUCGAGGGAGAUUGACUUGACGGAGGAGGAGAAAGAGGCGAUGAGGCAGAUCAUUGAUGCUGCGAAGCCGCAUGGGAAUCGGUAUGGUGCUGUGCAUCAAGCUAUGGUGGGGCAUUAGUGGUUGGAUCAUGGUUUCUUCGGUUGGAUAUAAUGGAUAUAGUUCGAUCAUGAGGUGAGGGGUUAUGAUAUGUAAACCUUUGGGGCAAAUCGGACGCUUAUAUAGAAUGAAUGCCACUGGCGUGAUGAAGCCUCCAUGUACGACAGGUGUAAUCAUCAAAGCUGAAGUUCUUGUCUUAUCGUUGUGGUGUAUCUCAAGUUGUGAUCUCAGCGAGGUAGCCUUACAGCCUUCUGUUGAUCCUCUGCCUUGGAUAGUACUCCCAAACGACCCCAAUGUACAAGGUUCGGCGAGACUUAGUUAGGUUACUUAGUUAGAUUACUGAUAUUUACUUGUACAAUCGUUGACCAAAUCCGUCUAGGGUCUAUAUUUCUAUUCUAUAGAUAGUCUAUAUCUAUAACCCC
Molecule: messenger RNA, 1948 nt
Organism: Aspergillus pseudonomiae
Lineage: Eukaryota; Fungi; Ascomycota; Eurotiomycetes; Eurotiales; Aspergillaceae
Product: putative aldo-keto reductase (YakC)
Exons: 6
Coding region: 444-1547 (367 amino acids)
Cellular component (GO): cytoplasm
Source: RefSeq, a predicted model, not a curated record